Durio zibethinus is the source of this 3922-nucleotide messenger RNA. RefSeq names its product putative serine/threonine-protein kinase At1g09600. Lineage: Eukaryota; Viridiplantae; Streptophyta; Magnoliopsida; Malvales; Malvaceae. Gene Ontology annotation, biological process: protein phosphorylation; positive regulation of transcription elongation by RNA polymerase II. Gene Ontology annotation, molecular function: RNA polymerase II CTD heptapeptide repeat kinase activity; ATP binding. The record is from RefSeq and is a predicted model, not a curated record. Gene Ontology annotation, cellular component: nucleus; cyclin-dependent protein kinase holoenzyme complex.
AUUACACAUGUUCAAGGUAUAAAACCGUUGGGCUCUAAGUGAAGGAGCUAACCUAAAGCCUAAUACCUUGCCCGGGUUUCAUUGGCCCAAAACUAUCAACCGACUUAGCCAAGCCCAAUCCAUUCAGUCACGUCGUUGUUACCCAGGAUAUUCUCCGUGAAGACCAGGUCAAACCCCAACGGUCCUCAAAAUAUGCCACGUGGUAUCACCUCCACUCUCCACCCGUGCGUUGCGUUCAGGCAGGGAUCUCCAUCUCUCUUUCACUCUUGCUUUUUCUCUUCUCAGCAAACGUUCUUUUUGUUUUUUUUCCUCUGAACCAAACGGUAAACACAGCAUUUUCUUCCAAUCUCUUUUACAUCUCUGUCUCAAAACAGAGCUUUUUUUUUUUUUUUUGUUUUCGUUUUAGUUUCUUCUUUCGGGUAUAGUAGAAAAAAAUCUGAUUUUCUUUAAAUUGUAAAAAAAUGGAAAAUGAGUUCAAAUUAUGCACGCUCUGUAUUAACCAAAACUAUCCUCUUUUAGGGCUAUUUUUAAUCCUAGGAUUGAUACCCAGAUCCGCAUUUGUCUCCUUCUUUGGUAAGAACCAAUUGUAAACAGACAUUUAGCUUGUUCUAAAAAAGGUAUAUUUGUCCAAGUAAAAACAAGCGUUUUCAAUUUUUAUUUUUGGUUAGUUUUGCCUAAGUUUAGUUGUAAUUUUUAUUACGCAUUUAAUUCAUUUUCUGUCUUUAACAAAUUUAGACAACUGAAUUAUUACUUAUUUACAAAAAAUAAUUGCUAUUUUUUCAUUGUUGGUUAAUUUUACCUCCAUUUUUGUUUUAUUUGUUUUUGGGGGGCAAAAUUGCCUUUUGAAAUUCCAUAGUUUGGUUCAAAGAAUCACCAUUUUGAUCUGUUUCUCAGUUUUUGAGUUUUUUUCUUUGUUUUGGGUUUUUGUUGAUUGUACUAUAAGCGUUUUGGGAUCUCUCAAAUUUGUCAUCUCUUUAGGAUAUCCUUUGAUUUGGGAUCUGGGGUCUACGAUUCCUUUUAUAUAAUUCAAAAUCAAAUUUCUAGAGAGAAAAUUACACAUUUUGUAGAGGAAUUAGAUUGUUGAUCCAGGGGGCAAUUUCUCUGGGAUCGUUGAAUCCUAUAAUACAGGAGAAAACUGCAUUGAAUUAGGCGUUUUCCUUUUUGGAAAACAACAGGGGCUCCAAAUUAUGGGUUGCAUUUGCUCGAAAGGAACUCGAGCAAAUGAAUAUGUUGAAAAUAACCGUGGCAAAAAAGACAAGGUCCAUAAGGACAAAGGAAAAACCUCAAAAAUUUUAUCUGUUUCUUGUAAGAGGGACAAUGUUGCAGUGGAGGCAGAUGCCACUGCACGGCUGAUAUCAAAUCAUGAGCCAAAUCAAAAUGCCGUUUAUGCGCCUGCAUCCUCUUCUGAUGAUGAGGAAAAGAAGGCGGCAUUGGCGGUUGUUGAGAGGUCUAAAAGGACCCCAUCCCAGCCGCAAAGGCAGUUAACAAUGGAGGCAGGGGCGAGGGGUGGACAAGGGCAACCGAGGAUGUCCGGGAUAAUGAGUGCAACAGGUGGCGAGAGAGGUGCACAAGUGGUUGCUGGUUGGCCUUCUUGGCUGGCAGAUGUAGCUGGAGAAGCCAUCAAUGGUUGGAUACCUCGAAAGGCAGACUCAUUUGAAAAGUUGGAGAAGAUUGGUCAAGGAACUUACAGCAGCGUGUACAAAGCUCGUGACCUUGAAUCAAACAAGAUAGUUGCCUUGAAGAAAGUGCGAUUUGCUAAUAUGGACCAUGAAAGUGUUCGAUUCAUGGCAAGAGAAAUUAUUAUUUUGCGUAGGCUUGAUCACCCUAAUGUCAUGAAGCUUGAAGGUAUAAUUACUUCUAGGGUGUCUGGAAGCUUAUACCUUAUAUUUGAAUACAUGGAGCAUGAUCUUGCAGGGCUUGCUGCAACACCUCGUGUUAAGUUCACUGAGGCUCAGAUCAAGUGCUAUAUGCAACAGCUGCUCUGCGGACUUGACCAUUGCCAUAGUCGUGGUGUUUUGCACCGUGACAUAAAGGGCUCAAAUCUCUUGAUAGACUACAAUGGCAACCUCAAGAUUGGUGAUUUUGGACUGGCAACCUUUUUCCAUCCCAGUCAGAAGCAGCCUUUAACAAGUCGUGUAGUAACUCUAUGGUAUCGCCCUCCUGAGCUUUUGCUUGGUUCUACAGACUAUGGAGUUUCUGUUGAUCUGUGGAGUUCUGGUUGCAUUCUUGCAGAAUUAUUUGCUGGAAAGCCUAUCAUGCCAGGAAGAACUGAGGUGGAGCAACUGCAUAAAAUCUUCAAACUCUGUGGAUCACCUUCUGAAGAGUAUUGGAAGAGAUCAAAAUUGCCACAUGCAACCAUCUUCAAGCCUCAACAUCCUUAUAAACGUUGUGUUCCUGAGACAUUUAAGGACUUUCCUAUAUCUGCUUUGGCCCUUCUGGAGGUUCUUCUUGCAGUAGAACCCGAGUUUCGUGGAACUGCUUCUUCAGCACUUCAGAGUGAGUUCUUUACAACAAAUCCUCUUCCCUGUGAUCCAUCUAAUUUGCCCAAGUAUCCACCUAGUAAGGAAUUUGAUGCCAAGCUUCGAGAAGAGGAAUCUAGGAGGCGAAGAGCGGCUGGUGGGAAAGUACGUGGACAUGAUUCAGUUACAAAGGUUUCCAGAGAAUCUACAGCUGUUCCUGCCCCAGAUUUCAAUGCUGAGUUACUGAAGCGGCAAGGACAGUUCAAUGCUAAAAGUGUCAGUGAAGGAUACCAUCCUGAAGAAGACGUGGGUGCUGGCUUCCCUAUUGAGCUUCCAGAAGGAACAGCAAGAGUUGUAUACUCUCAUUCUGGGCAGUCAAUGCACCCAAGCAACUUUGGAUCUUCACAAAAUAUGAAGGCCAAUGAGAUUGAGUCUAUGAAGACUUCUGCUCGAGUAUUUGGUUCUCCAAGGAACCCUGAAGAGUUGAGAACUCAGGCAACAUAUGUCAAUCAUGGAGCAGAGGAAUUGUCCAGAUUUUCUAGCUCAGUUGUAGUUAGAGGCAGUUCACGGUUUGAUAUGACCAAACAGAACAGCAUAAAUCCACACUGGCCAGAGGAGCGUUUUAAUGACAGAUUUAACCAUCUGGAUAAUGCUGGGUCCUCUGAAAAUCAUGAAUGGUCCCAUCAUUUACUUGAUUUGCCAAAGACUUCACAUGUGAAGGAUGGACAGCUAUCUUCCAAGGAAUCAACAGUGCGUUAUGUUCCCAAGAAUAACCGAAUCCAUUAUUCUGGACCAUUGAUGCCUCCUGGAAGAAACCUUGAGGAAAUGCUCAAAGAGCACGAGAGGCAGAUUCAGAAUGCUGUCCGAAAAGCUCGUUUGGACAAGACAAAGGCAAAAAAUAACUUUGAUGAUAAUGGACAAACUGAAUCACUACUUUACCAUGCGAGAUAUGCCAGGUGACAAAUCAGAAAGAAGCUUAUACCAGCUUUAUUUUGAUACAGAAGCUCAGCAGAGUGUCACAAUUUAAUUAUUAGGAAGAAUUAUUUUCUUUUGGAGGUCUGAUAAGUCUUGCUGCCAGAAGAGGUUCAACAAUCAUGAAAUCCCCAUGGAUUUCAACCUGGCAGCUAGAUUUUUUUUUUGCUGCCAAUUUUUCCAUCCGAAGUUCUAACCACAAAAAAAAAAGCAUUGGACGAUUGAGAAUGGUGGUGGUAUAUGGUGAUUUCUGUUGAGAUUUGCAUACUUGCCAUUUUCUUGUUACCUCAGGUGGAGGUCUCUGUCCUUCAACUGUUGGAACUAUGCUUUGUACAGCUAUAGUAAGUUUCUUAUAAUUAAGUUUACUGCAUUCUUUGUAAAGGCCAAAUGAUCAUCUCGAAUUUACUGAGCACAGACUGGUCCUUUCAUAACACAUUUUUUUCAGUUUGUCAGUCGAUUAUUCUCGAAGAUAUAACUCCCCUUGUUUCUUU